This is a messenger RNA of Hippoglossus stenolepis (Pacific halibut), 3229 nucleotides long. It is a transcript of the gene itpka, whose product is annotated as inositol-trisphosphate 3-kinase A. Gene Ontology annotation, biological process: inositol phosphate biosynthetic process. The transcript has 7 exons. The coding region runs from base 335 to 1723 and encodes 462 amino acids. Gene Ontology annotation, molecular function: inositol-1,4,5-trisphosphate 3-kinase activity; inositol tetrakisphosphate kinase activity. Lineage: Eukaryota; Metazoa; Chordata; Actinopteri; Pleuronectiformes; Pleuronectidae. Gene Ontology annotation, cellular component: cytoplasm; nucleus. The record is from RefSeq and is a predicted model, not a curated record.
GAUAGCCAGAUAGAGAGAUAGUGGGAUAGAUAGCUGAGAGAGAGAGAGAGAGAGAGACAGACAGACAGCCAGACAGACAGAGUGAGAUAGAUAGAGAGAGAUAAAGAGAGAGAGCGAGAGAAAGGGGUUCCCCUGUGCGUCAUUGCGCACGGAGCAGACAUUGGUAUUUCAUGUGUGAAGCCGCGGACAUCAACGAGGAAGUGGCGCAAAGCAGCGUCAGAACAACAACAUAAAGUCUGAACUCUGUCAAAGUGACAUGAUCAGAUUUAAAGGCUGGAGCGUCUGAAGCUUUGCGCCUCUUGCUGUGCGCCCUCGCGGUGGAUCCGGCUCUCCAAUGCCCAAAGAGUGCAGGAGAAAGAGCUCCAAGGACUCCGGGCUCCCGGGGACUGGAAUAAACGAGGGGCCCCGCUCAGAGCGACGAACAGCCGCCGCGAAGUCCCCACAGAUCUGCGAUGAUCUCCUCCAGAGAGCCGCUCAAAUCUCACCCUCGUCAGCAACCGGUGCGCCGCCGACUGCAGUGAUGGAUCAGCGCCGGGUACCGCAGGUCACCAUCACCCCGGAGGGAGGCGGCUGCUCCCGGGAGAUGCGGCAGGAGGACUGGGAUGAUGAGGUGGUCGGUACCCUGUGCAGGAAGCUGUCCAACUCCUCCAUCUCCUCCACGGGCUCCUCUGCCGUGGAGUCCGAAGAUGACUUACUGAGUGACAACGAGAGCAAAAGCAAAGGCAUCAUCGCUCUGGAGCAUCUGGUGGACACUGGAGAGAGCAAGCCGUGGUGGAAGUUAAAGACGAUCGUUCAAUGGCCGUUCAGCGCGAGCCAGAGGAGAAAACUAAACUGGGUUCAGCUCGCUGGGCAUAAAGGUAACUUCAAAGCAGCAGAUGAGGGCUCGAUUCUGAAGAAGUUCUCAGAAAACGAGAUGCAGUGUUUUGAGGAGCUGAGGGACGACGCGCUGCUCCCUUUUGUUCCUGGUUACCAUGGCGUCGUGGAGAAAGACGGAGAGUCUUUCCUCCAUAUGGCCGACCUGCUGGCAAACUUUGAACUUCCCAAUGUCAUGGACUGUAAGAUGGGAGUCAGGACGUACUUGGAGGAGGAGCUUGUUCGAGCACGAGAGCGGCCCAAGCCGAGGGAGGACCUGUACAAGAAGAUGGUGGAGGUGGACAGCGAAGGGCCGACUCCCCAGGAGCACGCUCAACGAGGCGUCACCAAGCCGCGCUACAUGCAGUGGCGAGAGACCAUGAGCUCCACCAACACCCUGGGCUUCAGGAUAGAAGGGAUCAAGAAAUGUGACGGUACAUGUCAAACUGACUUCAAGAAAACCAGAUCGAAGCAGGACGUCAUCCAUGUGUUCGCCGACUUUGUUGGCGGGAACGUUAACAUCAUAAAGUCUUACCUGAGCAGACUGACGGAGAUCCGGCAGGCCCUAAAGACAUCAGAGUUCUUCAGACGUCACGAGGUCAUCGGCAGCUCUCUCCUCUUCAUCCAUGACCACAAGGGCAAUGCACAGGUCUGGAUUAUUGACUUUGGAAAGACCACAGCUUUACCAGAGGGCCAGAUGUUAAACCACGAUAUUCCCUGGAAGGAAGGCAACCGUGAGGAUGGUUACCUGUGGGGGCUGGAAAACCUCGUCCACACACUGGAGUCCGUGAGCAUCAGAGGGAACGGUGACCAAACCUGUUGCUCACUUACCAAAGAAAACAGCCAGAUGGUAGAAACAGAUGGCCAGUGACCUUUGACCUAUGAAUGCAUGCAAAGAACUCAAACUAUUUUAAUGGACACCAAAUAGAGAACCCCCCCCUAAUACCCUUAGGGGGGGUUUCCACAUAUGUCGAUAUGAUUUGAGGUCUCUGUAUGAGUAGUGUUAAAACGAUUACGAUGAGCUCCUGCAGUAAUCCAAGGAUCUGGCUUUUACCAGUUUAGGUAAUAGGGGACCAUAUAUGGCACUGAAAGGUUUGGUAGUAACACUGACAAGAAAAGACACUGAACUGAGAGGAGCCGAGAAUUUGUCGCUAGUUUGUGCAAAUGAACUGACACUAAUUCAGCUUCCUGCAACGUGGACAGAGAUGAAAGUGAAGCAUUUUUUGACUUUCAGUUAAAGAGAUGGAAUGUUGCUUGUGAAGGUAAAGCUCAGAAAAUGAUGUCAAGGAGUAAAUCCCAAACUCAGGGACACCUCGGAUCAUAGAUUGUAUAUUAAGAUGGACGGCAUGUCUCCACUUUCUCCAACUAUCGAGAAAUGAAGCCCAAAUAUCCCAGAUACCAGCACAUUCGGAGCCAGAGUUGCAGGAAUGAGCCGUGGUAUCAAAGUCCCGUCUAUGUGACAAAUUUCAACCAAUUGUCAACCAAAUCAGUCUCAGCUGACAAUCAUGACAUUUAAGCCCGUUAUUUUUUUUGUAUUAAACAACUAAGACAUAACUAACCAGAAAAAAUGCUUUUUAAGUUUAGCUCAUGUCCCAUCUGCUAACAUGGAUAAGGUGAGUAUGGCUUCACUUUCUGGGAGCUGUAACGUUGUCCAUCUUUAUAUACAGUCUAGGUUUUAUACUGUCAACCUUCAUGUUACAAACCUGGGUGUGAUAUUAAAGCACAAUUUAUUUUCAGUAGAGACUGGGUCAUAGUUCGUAUAAUCAUACAACUACAACAUUAUCACACAUUGUCAGUAUAGUACUGCAUAACUAUAAGACUGUAUCAUGUGUAUCACAGUGUCACUGUUUUGUUCAACUGUUAUGUAUUGCCUAUCAAUUUAUAUUUCUGUUAUUGAUUUUAUUCAUGUAAUCAAACUUUGUGCUGCUGCAGAUAUAGAUGCUGCACGGUUUGUUACAGCCCAUUUUAUUGGUUUAUCGGUAUAUUAGAAGUAAUGUGCAAAUUAAAUGAAUGGAAAUAAACACAGAAUAAAAAGGGACAAUAGAUAUUUUUAAUUUUCAAUAGUAAAACACUAUUUUCGAGUAUUUUAUAUAUUAGUCGGGACUGAGUUUGCACCUGUAACUGUUACUAGUACAAACCUGUGGGUAAAUAAUGGAACUUACACAGAUGAGAUAAAUAUAUGAUGAUUUAUUUGGGGCACAUUAAGGUAAAAGAUUAAAGUUUGAAAGACCGUAUAUUGCAUAGAAUGUCUUUGCACUGUUGGUUGAGGUUUAACACCCUUGGCUACUUAAAGAAUAAAGAAAAAAAUCCGCCAGGCCUUAAAAAAAUAUACACUGUGAGCAAGAGGUGCUUGUAAAAUAAAUUCCACUGAAAUCAA